Molecule: messenger RNA, 1452 nt
Organism: Physella acuta
Lineage: Eukaryota; Metazoa; Mollusca; Gastropoda; Physidae
Product: mucin-2-like
Source: RefSeq, a predicted model, not a curated record
AUGAAUAAAGUGUGCAUGAAAAGUGUGCACACUUUAACAUCACAACCGCUUUGUAUAGAGACAAUCCUUUACCCAGUCUCCCACACACCUCUACCCACAGUCCCCCACACACCUCCUCUACCCACAGUCCCCCACACAACUCCUCUACCCACUAUCUCCCACACCUCUUCUACUCACAGUCUCCCACACAACUUUUUUACCCACAGUCCCCCACACACCUCCUCUACCCAGUCCCCCACACAUCUCCUCUACCCACAGUCCCCCACACAACUCCUCUACCCAGUCUCCCACACAACACCUCUACCCACAGUCUCCCACACACCUCCUCUACCCACAUUCUCCCACACACCUCCUCUACCCACAUUCUCCCAUACACCUCCUCUACCCACAGUCUCCCACACACCUCCUCUACCCACAUUCUCCCACACAUAUCCUCUACCCACAGUCCCCCACACACCUCCUCUACCCACAGUCUCCCACACAACUCCUCUACCCACAGUCUCCCACACAACUUUUCUACACACAGUCUCCCACACACCUCCUCUACCCACAUUCUCCCACACAACACCUCUACCCACAGUCCCCCACACAUCUCCUCUACCCACAGUCUCCCACACAUCUCCUCUACCCACAGUCUCCCACACAACUCCUCUACCCACAGUUCCCCACACACCUCCUCUACCUACAGUCCCCCACACACCUCCUCUACCCACAGUCCCCCACACACCUCCUCUACCCACAGUCUCCCACACAACUCCUCUAGCCACAUUCUCCCACACACCUCUUCUACCCACAGUCUCCCACACACCUCUACCCACAGUAUCCCACACAACUCCUCUAUCCACAGUCUCCCACACAACUUUUCUACCCACAUUCUCCAGCACAACUCUACCCACAGUCCCCCACACAACUCCUCUACCCACAGUCCCCCACACAACUCCUCUACCCACAGUCCCCCACACAACUCCUCUACCCACAGUCUCCCACACAACUUUUCUACCCACAUUCUCCAGCACAACUCUACCCACAUUCUCCAGCACAACUCUACCCACAUUCUCCAGCACAACUCUACCCACAUUUUCUCACACAGUCUCCAGCACAACUCUACCCACAUUCUCCAGCACAACUCUACCCACAUUCUCCAGCACAACUCUACCCACAUUUUCUCACACAGUCUCCAGCACAACUCUACCCACAUUCUCCAGCACAACUCUACCCACAUUCUCCAGCACAACUCUACCCACAUUUUCUCACACAGUCUCCAGCACAACUCUACCCACAUUCUCCAGCACAACUCUACCCACAUUUUCUCACACAGUCUUCCACACAACUCUUCUUCUUACAGUCUCCUACACAACUCUUCUACCUAAUUUUCUCUCACAUACCUCUGUACUCACAGUCUCCCACAUAACUCAUCUACUUAGUCUCCCAGUCCCACACAACUUUUACUAG